This is a messenger RNA of Lathyrus oleraceus (garden pea), 1897 nucleotides long. RefSeq lists its product as uncharacterized. The transcript has 4 exons. The record is from RefSeq and is a predicted model, not a curated record. The coding region runs from base 173 to 1687 and encodes 504 amino acids. NCBI's taxonomy places the organism in Eukaryota, Viridiplantae, Streptophyta, Magnoliopsida, Fabales, Fabaceae.
AAGCAAGCAAAAUAAUAAACACAAGCGUAUUAAAUAGUUUAUUCUCAAAACUAAUUCCUUUCUUUCUCUUCUUUCUUACAUUUUCUUGUCCAAGAAAAUAAAUUCCCACUGUGCUCUACACGAACAAAAAAUCCAUUCCUGCUUCAACUUAUUUUUCUAAGAAACUAAUUUCAUGGAAAAAAAUCAGUUAAAUCUGAACCAGCCACUUUUAUCAGUGAGGAGAUUCACAUCAACAAUAGCUUCUGAAUCAGAUAACACUGAUAAUUCAUUUGCUAAGUUACCAUAUCUUCCUUAUAAAUCAGAGUUAAGUUCAGUUCCGGUGAGAAAUGCCGGUGCAGUUCCUUUCCAAUGGGAGAAAACACCGGGAAAACCGAAAGAUGUAUCAGUUAUUGAGAGGGAAAAGGAGGGAUUUGAGGAGAAGGGAGGUUCUGAUUCGGACGACGGAGACGAGAGUUUUCAAGAUGCGCGCGACGCGCUUUCUAGGACGGAAUCGUUCUUCAGGAGAAGUAGUAUGAGUUCGGAUGAUCGGGAAGUACAUGUUCAACGAAAUGGAGGUUUCGCGUGCGAUGAACACGCUCGCGAUUUCAUGAUUGAUCGAUUCUUGCCUGCUGCGAAGGCAAUGAUAACUGAAACACCUCAAUGUGCUUCCAAGAAGGCAGGUUUUGGACAAGGACAACAAAAGCAGAUAUGGAAAAUUAGGAGUUCGGAGAAGCCGUCUCCUUUUAAUCAGCAUAAACCGAAAUCGGUACGGUAUAGGGAAGGAGGCGUAUUCGAAAGCGAUGAUUCUGAAAACUACAUUACUAAUACUACAGCUUGUGGACUAUUUCCUCACUUUCGUGUCUCGAAUCCGAUGGCAGGAGGAAGAAUGGAGAAUAAGGUUCAGAGCAAUGCAGGUUGUAGUUCAACUGUUUUGCCUUUUGAAACUCCAAAAGAGGAGCAUGCUAGAACUUCUUAUCAAAGGGGUUGCGGCGAAUCAUUAGCCUGUGAAAGUCCCACUGUUGAGAAAACUCUAUAUGUUGAUUUUAUACAUAGGACCAAGUUUGAAACCGAUCACAAAGGAGAUGAUUUCGAGGCUUUGAAAAGAGAUAGUGACAUUUACGAGAAUCUUUCGGUAGAUUCUUUGCUCGAAAAUAACCAAGGGUUGGAUGAUGUAAAUGUGAAGACAGCAUUAGAAGCUAAAUUUUCGCAAACUCUUGAUUCGCCUUUCCUUGUUUGUUCUAAAAAUCCUAACAGUGGUAUGCGAGUGGACUCAGAAAAGCUUGGCAUCCAAGGAAGUGACAUAGACCAGGACUCGGUAUCGAUUUCAAGUCCGAAAAUGGUUCAAUGCAAAAAGAUAGAUGAUGAUAACCUAAUUAAGAAUUCCGACUUCGAUAUACAGAGGCAACCAGCGGCCAAAUUGAUUGAUCGAGAACAAACAGUGGAAUACGAUAGGAAAAUCGACUUAGAAAGCCAAUGUGGCUUGACAUUAGGCCAUCAGGAACUAACUGGUGCAACAAGCUUUUUCGAGAUUCCUCUUGUCCUUCCUUCACUGAAAGCUCCGUCAGAGUCAUGGCUUACGCGUACUUUACCGGCCAUUCCCACGAAAAACACAUCUUCAAAGCCUAAGCCUUGUUGCAAAUAUUUAUUCAAGACAGCAUCACUGUGUCCCAAGUUGAAAACAAUUGUGCAUAGUUCCAUGAGGAACUGAUAAAACCAAUUGCAGAAGAUUGAAUCAGAGAGAAGGGUUUUAUAAGUUGAAUGCUUGCUAAAAUGUACUGCAUUUUGGUAUUGUAGUUUCUUAUCCUAUCCUUCUGGUAACUCUGUAAAUGAAACUGUAAAUCACUGUUCCAUUUUAUGUAUAUAUCUUGUGUAAAUGUAAUAAGUAAUUUCAAUGAAAACAUGUUGUCUUUGUAAACUA